CAUUUGACCCUGCACCAGGCACAUUGCUGGCAAGUUGCACAUGACUUUCCAAAGCAGGAGCAAAGGGAGGAGUUGCAAGACCCUCUCCUGCUUUUUGGCCCCAGGGCUGAUCCUGCAACUACUCUGCUCACUUUCUCCCAUUACUACCAGCCUCUCCAAUGCCGGGUCCUUUUGCACUUCGAGGGAUUCGCAGCACGAAUAUUUCUGUGUGCCCAGAAAACAUGGCAGAAGCUCCAGCUGGAUCCGGAAAGGUGACUCUUUUCAGCCAGAAGAAGCGAGGUGGACUCACCUACCGCAUCCCAGCCUUGCUGUACCUGCCCUAUGAGUCCACCUUCCUGGCCUUUGCAGAAGAACGCUCCUCGCCCAGAGACGAAGAUGCCAAGUUCCUGGUGAUGAGGCGAGGGAAGAAAGAAGGGACGUCUGUACAGUGGGGUCCUCUCGAAUCUCUGGAGACGGCCGUUCUGCCCAAGCACCGCACUAUGAAUCCUUGCCCGGUGUAUGACAAAAAGAACGGCACUGUUUUCCUCUUUUUCAUCUGCGUUGAGACUUACAUUACCGAGUUGUACCAGAUCCGGAUGGGGAGGAACGCCGCCAGGUUGUGUUACAUCUCGAGCCAAGAUGGCGGCCGCACCUGGAGCCAAACAACCGACCUGACCGAGGAAGCGAUUGGGGGCGAGAUACAAAACUGGGCCACAUUUGCUGUCGGUCCAGGUCACGGGAUACAGCUGAGCUCCGGUCGGCUAGUCGUUCCGGCUUACGCUUACCAUAUCCAUAAGCGUUUAUUCGGCCGGCCGCUCGCUUGCUGGACCAAGCCUCAUUGCCUCACAUUUUAUAGCGACGAUGGCGGACGGAGCUGGGCACGGAGCAAACCCCUGAAGAGGCUGCGGACAUCAGAGUGCCAAGUGGCAGAGUUGACGCGCCAAGAUAGCAGUCAGGUCUUGUAUUGCAACGCCCGCAGUCUCCACAAAUACCGUGCCGGAGCUCUGUGCGCGGACCGCGGGGACCAAUUUGAGAGCUCUUCCUUGUGCAAAGACUUGUGCGAGACCUCGCACGGUUGCCAGGGCAGUGUAGUGAGCUUCUCCCCCAUGCUGGAACCGUUGGAUCCGGACCAGAAGGAUGAUGGAGGCGAUACGACUCCAACGAGGGAUACCAGCCCCUUUUUGGCCAAGUGCGUCAAGUCGUGGCUGAUGUUCUCCCAUCCCACAAAUGGACACCGGCGAGUGGACCUGGGCAUCUACCUGAACAUGGACCCUUUGGAUCAGGGCUCCUGGAAAUCCCCCUGGGUGCUCAACCAAGGGCCCAGUGGCUAUUCGGACCUUGCCGUCUGCGAGGAGGGCAACUCGCAGAUGUUCGGAUGCUUAUUCGAGUGCGGGGUGUCCCACGAGUGUGAAGAAAUCGCCUUUCGGUUAUUCACCGACGCUGAGCUCCUGCGGAACGUGGCCCAAAGCUGUCCAUGCACAGUUUCUGCUGCAGAGUCACAAUAGUGGAGAGAUGAAUAAAUAAACACAAUAAUAAUAAUAAUAAUAAUAAUAAUAAUAAUAAUAAUAAUAAUGUAUUGUCGAAGGCUUUCAUGGCCGGAAUCACUCAGUUCUUGUGGGUUUUUUCGGGCUAUAUGGCCAUGUUCUAGAGGCAUUU
This is a messenger RNA of Anolis sagrei ordinatus, 1635 nucleotides long. RefSeq names its product sialidase-3-like. The record is from RefSeq and is a predicted model, not a curated record. Gene Ontology annotation, molecular function: exo-alpha-sialidase activity. NCBI's taxonomy places the organism in Eukaryota, Metazoa, Chordata, Lepidosauria, Squamata, Anolidae. Gene Ontology annotation, biological process: ganglioside catabolic process; oligosaccharide catabolic process. Gene Ontology annotation, cellular component: membrane; intracellular membrane-bounded organelle; cytoplasm.